Messenger RNA from Ictalurus furcatus (blue catfish), 1064 nucleotides. RefSeq names its product fATP synthase c subunit lysine N-methyltransferase (gene atpsckmt). Gene Ontology annotation, biological process: regulation of mitochondrial ATP synthesis coupled proton transport; peptidyl-lysine trimethylation; positive regulation of proton-transporting ATP synthase activity, rotational mechanism. Gene Ontology annotation, cellular component: mitochondrion. NCBI's taxonomy places the organism in Eukaryota, Metazoa, Chordata, Actinopteri, Siluriformes, Ictaluridae. The record is from RefSeq and is a predicted model, not a curated record. The transcript is spliced from 4 exons. Gene Ontology annotation, molecular function: protein-lysine N-methyltransferase activity. Bases 221 to 973 code for a protein of 250 amino acids.
UCUUUAUCUGUAACAACCGUAUCCUCGAUCAAAGCGGAACUAAUAAGAAGCGUUGCUGUAGCAGAUCGGAAGACAUUCAGCCGCACACUUGAACGUUUCCCCAUGUCUUUUCUAGAAAUGCUUACACGUUUAAUUUAAAACACAAGUCAUAUAUAUGUAUAUAUGAUAUGGUGCCAUAAGAUUUGUUUGGCUGAAUUCAAAUGGCUUCCUGCUGCACUACAUGAGGCACGGAAGAACAGUCCGUACAGCCGAGUGCACUUUAAUUAAAGAAGCCGUUUGGAAGUUAGCCGCUGAUUCAAGCAAGCAGAGGUCAUCAGUAAUGUCUGAUUUGAGAGUAGAGAUUGAAAAAGAGCCGGUUCAGGGAGACACUAACCGCAGCAGAGUUAAAAACCGUGUCGGACUGGUUGCUACUUGUGCACUCGGAGGCUCAUUAGUCGCUUUAUACGCUGUAGCCGGACCUUUCAUUGCUCCGGCGCUGAGGAAAACCUGUCUCCCGUUCGUCCCUGCUACAAACACACAGGUCAAAAACGUCCUCAGAGCUUUGCAGUCAAGAUCUGGGACUCUUGUGGACAUUGGAAGUGGCGAUGGACGGAUCGUCAUAGCCGCAGCGAGGGAGGGUUUCCGGUCCGUCGGCUUCGAGCUGAAUCCGUGGUUGGUGUGGUACUCCCGUUACAGAGCGUGGAAACAAGGGGUUCAUCGCCACACCUCUUUUUAUAUCUCUGACCUCUGGAAGGUCAGUUUUGCACAGUACUCCAAUGUCGUCAUAUUCGGCGUUCCACAAAUGAUGGAGCAGCUGGAAGCCAAGCUUCAGACGGAGCUUCAGUCCUCAGCUCGAGUGGUGGCCUGCCGUUUCCCCUUCCCCACAUGGACUCCUGAUCACGUGACCGGAGAGGGAAUUGACACCGUGUGGGUGUACGAUGCCAAGACUUUCAAAUCUCACACGACGACAGCAAAAGCUGCUGAACCACAGUGAAGACGAGAAUCUUUUAUGAUGAAGUCAAACACGUAUUAAAGGAAAUAGACUGUUUCAAACGUCCUACGGAAAUAAAAAUACGUCUUUCUUA